This is a messenger RNA of Tupaia belangeri chinensis (Chinese tree shrew), 2309 nucleotides long. It is a transcript of the gene NOSIP, whose product is annotated as nitric oxide synthase interacting protein. Bases 106 to 1044 code for a protein of 312 amino acids. Lineage: Eukaryota; Metazoa; Chordata; Mammalia; Scandentia; Tupaiidae. Gene Ontology annotation, molecular function: ubiquitin protein ligase activity. Gene Ontology annotation, cellular component: nucleus. The record is from RefSeq and is a predicted model, not a curated record. The transcript has 9 exons.
AAUAUUUUGUUGUCAGGAUGUUCAUUCAGACGAGGGCAGCAGGUGGCGGUGGUUAAGGUGCUGAACUCCCACGUGACGGACCGCGCUUCCAGGCCUGGACCCGGCAUGUUGCCUUCGCACUUCUGUCUCACUGUCUGUCUCUGGAUGACACGACACGGCAAGAACUGCACCGCGGGGGCCGUCUACACCUACCACGAGAAGAAGAAGGACACAGCUGCCUCAGGCUAUGGGACCCAGAACAUUCGCCUGAGCCGGGACGCCGUGAAGGACUUCGAUUGCUGCUGCCUCUCCCUGCAGCCCUGCCACGACCCUGUCGUCACGCCAGACGGCUACCUGUAUGAGCGCGAGGCCAUCCUGGAAUACAUUCUGCACCAGAAGAAGGAGAUUGCGCGGCAGAUGAAGGCCUAUGAGAAGCAGCGGGGUGCUCGGCGCGAGGAGCAGAAGGAACUGCAGAAGGCGGCGGCGCAGGACCAGGUGCGGGGCUUCCUGGAGAAGGAGGCGGCCAUUGUGAGCCGGCCGCUCAACCCAUUCACGUCCAAGGCGGUCCCGGGGACCAGCCCAGACGAAGCCCAGGCUGGGCCCAGCACAGGGCCCCCGGGCAAGGACAAAGUGCUGCCCAGCUUCUGGAUCCCGUCGCUGACUCCCGAGGCCAAAGCAACCAAGCUAGAGAAGCCGUCACGCAUCGUCACCUGCCCGAUGUCCGGGAAGCCGCUGCGCAUGUCCGACCUGACGCCCGUGCGCUUCACGCUGCUCGACGGCUCCGUGGACCGCGUGGGCCUCAUCACGCGCAGCGAGCGCUACGUGUGCGCCGUGACCCGUGACAGCCUGAGCAACGCCACGCCCUGCGCCGUGCUGCGGCCCUCUGGGGCCGUGGUCACCCUGGAGUGCGUGGAGAAGCUGAUCCGGAAGGACAUGGUGGACCCGGUGAACGGAACCAAGCUCACCGAGCGCGACAUCAUCGUGCUGCAGAGGGGUGGCACGGGCUUCGCGGGCUCCGGAGUGAAGCUGCAGGCUGAGAAGUCGCGGCCGGUGAUGCAGGCCUGAGUGCGAGAGACCAAAUAAACAGGCCUGGGGACACUGGACGCCUGGCGCCUUCAUUCCCGGCGCUGGGGCCCCCGGGUCUUCACGCCCGAAUGACUGGAGUUUGAAAGAGGGGCCUAGACUCUUGAACAUGGUCUCAAAUCCGACCUGGACGCAGAGCUUAGCUUGGUGUUCCGCUGGGCUGAGUGGCCAGAGGGCAGAGCGAGCAGGACCUCGCAGCGCUGCUCUCCCGGCUGCGAUCCCGGUCCAGGUCCCGAUCCCAGUCCCAGCGAGGAUGCCAAGUGGCGCCAGGCCGGCCAGGAGCGUGUGCUCAGAGCAGUCGGGCGGUCCACAAGGCAGGAUGUGUGAGCCAUAGCCGUCGGAGAGGAGCGCCCGCCGGCGCAGAGCGCAGAGCCCAGGGGCGGCAAAGUGCUUGCUGGUUAAGGAGCAGACAGGGCGGGUCUGGUGGGGUUCUGCCUGCCUCCUGGGGGCAGCACUUGAAGCUUUGCAGAUUGUUUUGUGGAACUGAGAAAACAUAUUUGUGACAAAGACUUAACACCCCUGUCUUCAGGGCCAUAGCCCUAGUCCUGGCCCCCUGGGCUUUCUCUGUGCCUGAGGUUUCAGCCAAAGCUAGGGUGCUCGGGGAUCCUUGGACCGCCGCUCACCGGGCAGUCUUCCUUUCCGGUUUGGUGGACAGUCUCCUGGUCCAGUGUCCAGACCCAGGACAGUGAAGUGUCCUGGACGCUGUUCUGUCAAGGCGGUGGCCCAUGCAGGACCAGGCAGGGCGGGGCUGUAGCAAAAGGUUUUGCAGCAGGCUCCGUGUCCUCCUUGGACCUUGGGGAGUGGGGGAACCUGGCCUUUGUUCCCUCAGGUCCUUGUAGAACCUUUCCUGGGGCCUGAGAGCCCCACACCCUCUGCAGCCCCCUUAGCCCAUCCCAGCAACGUGAGAAGGAUCAUGUACCCUUCCAAAGAUUAGGCCCCCAGGUCGAGAAGGCUCAGCUUGUACAUGUCACUCUGCUCGGGUCACCUAGAGGCUCGGUCCUGCCCUCGUCCCCAUCCCUGUGCCCUCUCUCCCGCUAUCUCACUGUCACAGACAGCCCUCCACCUGGCGAGCGCCCGCCCCGCCCCUGUGCCCCCCCAUUGUCCUUUCCCAAAGCAGCCCUAACCCUGUCCUCUUUCCCAAGACCCUUCAAGCACCCCUAGUCCUUCCUGGUCCCUCUAAGAGCCCAACUUGGUUCAUAGGGUGGCGCAGACCAGCCACACCCCAAGUAAACACUUCUAAAGAUUUC